This is a messenger RNA of Diachasma alloeum, 1540 nucleotides long. Its product is annotated as reticulocyte-binding protein 2 homolog a. The record is from RefSeq and is a predicted model, not a curated record. Bases 225 to 1010 code for a protein of 261 amino acids. The transcript is spliced from 7 exons. Lineage: Eukaryota; Metazoa; Arthropoda; Insecta; Hymenoptera; Braconidae.
UUCGUCAGAGAUGGGAGAAGUAAAACCGUUGUGGGAUCAAAGGAAAUAAUAAGAUCCAUUAUUUGUCGUGACUCACCAGGGAAAUUACUAUCAGAGAAUUCUACAACAAUUUCUCGCACAACUCAAGUCGUCAGUGCUUUCUACGUUCAUAUUCAUAAAUCAGUGAACCAACUCGUUUUAUUGGAACACUUGGUGGUAGCCGCUAAUUCAUUUAUCAGUUCGUAAUGGCAGACAAUAGGGACAGUGUGUCCGCUAUGAGGAGAAUCAGAAAUGCUCUCGAACAGAAUAAAUAUUUGAUGGAGUUUUGCACACUGGAUAAUUUUGAUGAGGCCAUUGUUGCAGUAUUUGAGGAACUAGAGGCUUUUGACGACGUCCCUCUAUUUAUAAAUGCAGAUGACUUGAAAUCUCCUGAGGGAUUGAAGAACAUAUUCGUCAUUCUGAUCAAUGCUACUUGGCAUUUGGUCCACAAACACAGAUGCCUCAUAAAGUCACAUGAAGCGCUCAAAGAGGAGAGAUGUAGGAUAUCCAGUGACAAUGCCAGUCUCUCUAAUCAAAUAAAAAGGCUGAAAGAGGUGAUUCAGAAGAAAGAUAGUAAUUUAAACGAAGUGCAGGAGAGAGAACGUCAGCUAAAAGUUAAAGUCAAUAAUUUAAGCCGAGAAGUUAAACGUGAAAAGGAAGAGACGCUGAAGUUGAAGAAGCAGAUGCAGUCAAAGGAGGACCAACAUGCUCAUGAGAUACGUAGGAUUCAGCAGAGUGGAAAUAAACUUCGUGAUCAAUUGCAGAAGACUGUCGGAACGUAUGUACCGAGGACUAAACUCUCGUCCACAAGUCUUCAGACCGAGCAAGAGAAGAAAAUUCGCCUCUAUCAGCAGACGAUAAAUCGUUUGGAGGAAAAUAACAGUUUAAUGAUGCAGGAAAUUAAUGAUUUAAGGCAGGAGUUGGCACUUCAUGUUAACGGUGUUGAACUCCACAUGGAAUCAUCUGGACUUUGGAACGAAACUACGACGUAGAUCGGUUCGCAUUUUACAAAAGAAUUUACAAGAUGGCGAUUCGCGUGAACGUCAGAGCCUUCUUGAGGGACGUGACAUCUGCGCGACUUUGCGGUACUUUUUCUGCCAGUAGUAAUUAAGAAAUCACUUGUGAAGUUUCAUUGAGUCUCAUUCAUUGUUUUUUAUCUAUUUUUUCAUGUUCUAAGGUAUUUACUGAUUAUUUUUCUUUGUUGAUUAUGACAUCCUGUAGUCAUUUGUACAAUAUGCGUUUUUUUAAUUUAUUGUAAUUACCUCUGUUUGACGUACAUUUGCACUCAUUAAGUGUUAGGUUGAAGCUAAUAUUUCUUUUGUAGAUGUUUGGCGAGUUUGUUCUGUAAAAAACUAAUAAUCGUGUUUUUUAUUUUAUGGUGUAAUAAGAGUUGUUUUCAGCAGUCAAUAACCUUGUGAUUAUUCGAGAUACCAAAAAUGUAAUUAAUAUAACGAAUCAUUGAGAUAGUGUAGACAUGUAAAAGUUAAUUUGCCAAUUAAUUAAACCCCACAGAUGUUACAAA